GGAUGCUGUUCCAGGAAAAGAAGAAGUUAAUGGAGGGCGUGGAUAGACACCUCCCACUCUGGGCCACAGAGGGUUGUCUUUCAUUUCCUCAUUUCCCUGCAUUUCUCCUCUGUGCUGAUUGUCAGAGGGACACUCGCCUGCCCUGCUCAGUUCCAGGGUGAACGUGUCUCUGCUGCUCUGAGCUCUGCCCGCCACAGGAACCCACGUCUUCCUGAAGCAUCUGCAGGGAUUUGAGUCCAUGGUGAGGACCCCGCAGGGAGGGGUGAUGGACGGGCUGAAGAUGCAGGGGACCCCAUGGAGGAGGCUCUGAGAAGGAAGGACGUGCCCUGGGUCACCUCACUCGCAAGGGGCAUCUUCAGAAAGCUAUGUGUCUAUUUGCUGCUUUAUCAUAAAAGUGCGAGCCAGGCCGAAGAAGAGAGGCUGUUCUCUCACCUGAAGGCUGCCGAUGUGACAACCCGUGACCAGCAUGAGCGACCUACAAAUGACCACAGUCGGUGGUUUGUCUGGCAUCCUUCUGGCUCCGUGGUCCCUUCCAUCUGCACAGCUGACCCCAGAGGGACAGGACGUCAUGACCCCCACACUCGCCGCCCUGCUCUGCCUGGACUUCCAGUUUUAGACCAAGAGAAAAUAGAGGCUCUGUGAAUUUUACUCGUCAUCUGCACACUGAGGACCAUGGAAGGAAGCACCAUGACCGCGACCCUCACUGCCCUUCUCUGCCUCUGGCUGUGUCGGGGCCCAUGGGACCAGGUACAGGCAGAAGUUGUCCCCAAACCCUCCAUCUGGGCUGAACCAGGCCCCAUGGUCACCACGGGGAGCCUUGUGACCAUCUGGUGUCAGGCGUCUCUGCAGGCUACUGCCUAUAGUCUGAAUAAAGAGAGGGGCUCUGAGCCCUGGGAUAUGAACACCCCACAAAACUUCAGCAACAGGACCGGUUUCCUCAUUGAAUCCUCCAGCUCACAGCAUAAAGGGCCCUACGAGUGUGCGUAUUACACCACUGAGCACAAACUCUCAGAGCGGAGUGACCCCCUGCUCCUGGUGGUGACAGGAGUGGACAGAGCACCCUCCCUCUCAGCCCAGCCAAGCCCUGUGGUGGCCUCAGGAGGGAGCGUGUCCCUCGUGUGUAGCUCACAGGACACAUCGGGCACUUUCCAUCUGCUGAAGGAGGGAGGAGCUGACCCGCCCCGACACAUGGAAUCGCAAUCGAGGUCCAGUGCUGGGAGGACCUAUGCCCAGGCCACCUUCCCUGUGGGCCCCGUGAACACCUCCCAUGGGGGGACCUACAGAUGCUAUGGUUCCCUCAGAUCCUACCCCAAUCGGUGGUCACACCCCAGUGACCCUCUGCGUCUCCAGGUCACAGAAGUUGUCCCCAAACCCUCCAUCUGGGCAGAGCCAGGCCCCUUGGUCACCACGGGGAGCCCUGUGACCCUCUGGUGUCAAGGGUCUCUGCAGGCUGCUGCCUAUGGUCUGUAUAAAGACAACGGCUCUGCGCUCUGGGAUAUAAAGCACCCACAGAACUCCAGCAAAAAAAUGAGUUUCCCCUUCCAAUCCAUGAGCUCACACCACGCAGGGAUAUACAAGUGUGCGUACUACACUACUGAGAACAGGUGGACAGAGAAGAGUGACCCCCUGCUCCUGAUGGUGACAGGAAUGUACAGGAAACCCUCCCUCUCCAUCCUGCCGGGCCCCUCAGUGCCCUGGGGAGCGAAAGUGACCCUGCAGUGUGGAUCUGAGACCUGGUUUGACACCUUCCACCUGCACAGGGAGGGGUCUCUGGAUCCCCCCCAACACCUUCCUGUGCAGAACAUGACGGCAGCCUUUCAGGCCAACUUCACCAUCAGUCCUGUGACCUCAGCCCACAGGGGCACCUACAGGUGCUUUGGAUCACACAGUGCCUCCCCCUACCUGCUGUCACACCCCAGUGACUCCCUGGAGCUCCUGGUCUCAGACUACACAGUGGAGAAUCUCAUCCGGAUGGGCGUGGCUGGAUUGGUCCUGGUGGUCCUGGGGGUGCUGCUAUUUCAGGCUCGGAACAGCCCGGGAAGGAUCCAUGAUGCAGCCAUGACUUAAACGCAAGAGGGAACAAUGCACCGUUCAGAGUGGGGAGCCUUGCAGCACAUCUGAUGAUCCCAGAAUGUGGUGAAUGAGCAUCUGGACCACAGCUGGGAAACUCUCUGCUGGGAAUGUCCAGGGGAGGAGAGGUGCAGAGGAGGUUUGGGUGCAGGACAGCAGGUGCCCUGUUCCUGUGGAGGACGCCUCCCCCAUCAGACUGUGGUGCUCCCCCUCCCUGUCAUCGCUGACUCUCCUCCACUGCCCUCUGUUCUCCCCUAUGAUGUGAGGGUCCAUCCCACAUGGCUGGUUUGGAUUCACAUCUAUGCACCCUUCAUGCUGGAUCACAGUCAUACACACACAGUGUGGUGCCAUCAUAACACUGGGUUUGUUUAAGAAACAUAAAGAACAAACUCCUUUUUUUUACUUUAUUGGCUUUAGAGAGAGGAAGGGAGGGAGAGAGAGAGAGAAAUAUCAAUGAGAGAGAACAUCGAUUGGCUGCCUUCUGG
Molecule: messenger RNA, 2555 nt
Organism: Molossus molossus (Pallas's mastiff bat)
Lineage: Eukaryota; Metazoa; Chordata; Mammalia; Chiroptera; Molossidae
Product: leukocyte immunoglobulin-like receptor subfamily A member 2
Exons: 9
Coding region: 673-2067 (464 amino acids)
Source: RefSeq, a predicted model, not a curated record